ACAGGGAAAUGGAUAGUUCAGAUUAGUGAUUUAGCAACAGUGCUAUUCAAGCCAAAUUCCCAAUAGAGAAAAGCAAGCACCGCCUCUCCAACUCAGCGAAUCUCUCUCCCUCUCUCUCAAGUCUGAACCAGUGGAAGCUCCUGCAAUUCGACAAUGAACAGCUUGAUUAUCAGAAGAAAUCUUGCUGAAAGUAUCAAAAGAUUGAAGCUUUCUCAAAGGACUUUGUGUACUGACGCAGCUGCACAAGUUUCCAGCUCCAAUGGUGCCCAACCCGGCAAUGGUCGUGUGGAGCAGCCGAAUUUUUCGAAUAAAAGCAAUCCGUAUGACAUUGCUAUUGUUGGAGGAGGGAUGGUUGGCAUGGCUCUUGCUUGUUCCUUGGCAAAAAUGCCGUUGACAAAGCAAUUGAAAGUUGCCAUCAUUGAUAGCAAUCCCGCAGUAUCAAAUGGGCUUAGCAUCGAGAAGGAAGACCCCCCUGAUCCAAGGGUCAGUACAGUAACACCUGCGACCAUAUCUCUCUUCAAAGAUAUUGGCGCUUGGAAAUAUGUGGAACAGAAUAGACAUGCAUAUUUUGAUCAAAUGCAGGUUUGGGACUAUACUGGCUUAGGAUAUACAAGGUACGAUGCAAGAGAUGUACAUAAAGAUUCUCUGGGGUGUGUAGUGGAGAAUAAAGUACUGCACAGUUCUCUAUUGUCAUGUAUGCAGAAUACAGAUUUCCAGAAGACUAUCUACCCUUCCAGAUUGUCCACAAUGACUUUACAGCCAAGAAACUUAUCCAUGGGGGUGGGAAGCACGUCAUCUGGAUUGAAUGAGCAGGGGAACUUAGCGAAGCUUGAUCUAAUUGAUGGCAACAGUCUAUAUGCAAAAUUGGUGGUUGGAGCUGAUGGGUCCAAGUCACGUGUUAGAGAGUUGGCAGGAUUUAAGACAACUGGAUGGAGUUACUCGCAGAAUGCAAUCAUUUGUACUGUCGAACAUAGUGUGGAAAACCGAUGUGCAUGGCAACGCUUUCUACCUGCUGGGCCAAUUGCACUUUUGCCAAUAGGUGAUAAUUUCAGCAAUAUUGUUUGGACUAUGAAACCGAAAGAAGCAACUGACCGUAAAUUAAAGGCUGAGGAUGAAUUUGUGAAAGAUGUCAAUUAUGCUCUGGAUUAUGGAUUUGGUCCACAUCCUAAUUCAAGCACCUCGGGAGGUGGAGGCAUAUUUUCUUGGUUUAAAACAAACACGAAUUCAUCUGCCAAUGAUUGCUUCAAAGUUCCACCGAAAGUGUUGAAGUUGGCGUCUGAAAGAAUGGUGUUUCCAUUGUCUUUGAUGCAUGCCAACAACUACGCGUCAAAGCGUGUGGUUCUCAUCGGCGAUGCAGCACAUACCGUUCACCCUUUGGCUGGACAAGGGGUUAAUUUGGGUUUUGGAGACGCGUUUGCUCUUUCAAGAAUCAUUUCGGAGGGAAUUGCAGUGGGAGCAGAUGUUGCCGAGGUAUCGUUGUUGAAGAAAUACGAAGCAGAGCGGAAAUCAGCAAAUGUCACAAUGAUGGCAAUCCUGGACGGGUUCCAGAAGGCUUACUCCGUUGAUUUCGGUCCUUUAAAUGUUUUACGGGCAGCUGCAUUCAGUGGAGCACAGUACUUUCCACCCCUUAAGAGGAGUAUUAUUUCAUACGCAUCAGGGGAUCAAAGAUUGCCAAUUUUCUCUUAGAGACAGAUGUAAAUAUUGUGAGACGUUUUCAUUUUUUCCGUCAGUCUUGUAAAAGAAUAAAUGUUCUUGUCAGCAAUCUUAUGCCUCGGGGAUUCUUGAGCCAUUUUCUUUUCAAGUAAAACUUACAACUCGUA
Pyrus x bretschneideri (Chinese white pear) is the source of this 1820-nucleotide messenger RNA. Its product is annotated as ubiquinone biosynthesis monooxygenase COQ6, mitochondrial. The record is from RefSeq and is a predicted model, not a curated record. The transcript is spliced from 10 exons. Gene Ontology annotation, biological process: ubiquinone biosynthetic process; carotene biosynthetic process; xanthophyll biosynthetic process. Gene Ontology annotation, cellular component: mitochondrion. NCBI's taxonomy places the organism in Eukaryota, Viridiplantae, Streptophyta, Magnoliopsida, Rosales, Rosaceae. Gene Ontology annotation, molecular function: 2-octaprenyl-6-methoxyphenol hydroxylase activity; FAD binding; oxidoreductase activity, acting on paired donors, with incorporation or reduction of molecular oxygen, NAD(P)H as one donor, and incorporation of one atom of oxygen. The coding region runs from base 154 to 1686 and encodes 510 amino acids.